CAGAAGACAAAUAUCACAAGUUCUCAGGCCCUAGCCACCCGCUUCCCGGCAGGGCGUGGCUCCCAGUGGCUUCCCCUUAGGUGUUCCCUCCCUGACCUCAGACUGCUAAGUUCCUGCCAGAUAUUUAAGUUUCGUUUCCCGCCGCCACUGCUGGUUCUUCCUCCCGUAGCUUUUCCCCAAAGCCUGUUCUUCUUUCGGGGAGCAGAGAGCGCCAGCCAUGGACCCUAGGCGCGGAAAGGCGACGCGGACAGCGUCGAAGGCGGGAACCGAGGUCCCCAAGGUUUCGGUGCGGAGUUCGAGGGGCGCCCGGACGGAACGCAGUGAGUCUCCAGCUGCCCCCAAGGCCGCCCAGGCCAACGCGGGGAGGGGCGGCUCCGCCAGGGGGUCGGGAUCCCAGCAGAGGAAAAGCGCCCCGGACUCCAGGGAGAGGCCGCAGGUGCGCGCGCCCGGGGCCCGCGCCAAGAAGGCGCCUGUGCGCGCCGGGGACGAGGCCGGCGCUGCCGGGGCGCAGGAGCAGCGGGCUCCGGCGGAGGGGCUGGAGCCUCCCGCCGUUCCAGGGCCGCCCCUUUCCAGGACUGGAUCUCGCCGCCAGGAGGAUGCGCGCUGCCCCCGGGAGCAGAGACCCCCGCCCAGGCCCGCGAAGGUGCCCGGCUCCGGCCCGCCGGUUCCGGCCGCGAGUCUCGGCCUCAGGGAGGCGGCGCCUGGGGGCUGGAAGCUCCGGGCCGUGCUGGAGAAGUUGAAGUUGAGCCCCUCGGUGGUGUCGGCCAGGGUCGAGGUGGUGAACCGGGUCGUGGACCACCUGUUUGGGAGACUGCAGAACCGCGAGUCCGAGUUCAGAGACAUCAGCAUCGCCCCGCUGCGCACCGGCAGCUACUAUGAGCGUGUGAAGAUUUCUGAACCCAAUGAAUUUGAUGUCAUGUUUAAACUGGAAGUCCCCAGAAUUGAACUGGAAGAAUAUCGCAACAGUGGUGUGCAUUACUUUGUGAAGUUCAAAAGAAAUCUGAAAGGAAAUCCUCUGAGUCAGUUUUUAGAAGGGGAAAUAUUAUCAGCUUCUAAGAUGCUGUCGAAGGUUAGGAAGAUCAUUAAGGAAGAAAUUAAAAACAUAGAAGAUACAGAUGUCGUUGUGGAGAGGAAGAGAAGAGGGAGCCCUGCUGUAACACUUCUUAUUGGAAAACCUGAAAAAAUAUCCGUGGAUAUAAUCCUGGCUUUGGAAUCAAAGAGUAGCUGGCCUGCUAGCACCCAGGAAGGCAUGCCCAUCAGUAAAUGGCUUGGAGUAAAAACUAGGAACGAGCUAAGAGGACAGCCAGUUUACCUUGUGCCGAAGCAUGCGAAGGAAGCAAAUGGUUUUCAAGAAGAAACGUGGCGGCUAUCCUUCUCUCAUGUUGAAAAGGUGAUUUUGAAAUGUCAUGGAAAAGCUAGAACAUGCUGUGAAAACAGUGAGCCGAAAUGCUGCAGGAAAGCUUGCUUAAAACUAAUGAAAUACCUUCUAGAACAGCUGAAAAAAAAGUUUGAGAACCGAAAAGAACUGAAUAAAUUCUGUUCUUACCAUGUGAAAACUGCCUUCUUCCACGUUUGUACCCAGUACGGAGAAGACUGGCAGUGGUCCCCACGAGAUCUGGAAAUCUGCUUUGAUAACUGCGUGGCAUACUUCCUUCAGUGCCUCCGGACAGAGGAACUGAAGCAUUAUUUUGUUCCUGCAGUCAAUCUAUUCUCUCCAGAAGAAAUUGACAAAAGAAGUAAGGAAUUUCUGUCAAAGCAAAUUGAAUAUGAAAGAAACAAUGGAUUUCCAGUUUUUGGUGACUUUUGAGAUUAUAUUUUUAAAGAGAGUCAAGAAUAAUAGUUGGAAUGUUUGA
This is a messenger RNA of Propithecus coquereli (Coquerel's sifaka), 1853 nucleotides long. RefSeq names its product cyclic GMP-AMP synthase-like. The transcript has a single exon. Gene Ontology annotation, cellular component: cytosol; nucleus; site of double-strand break. Gene Ontology annotation, molecular function: 2',3'-cyclic GMP-AMP synthase activity; chromatin binding; double-stranded DNA binding. Gene Ontology annotation, biological process: positive regulation of type I interferon production; negative regulation of double-strand break repair via homologous recombination; positive regulation of defense response to virus by host. NCBI's taxonomy places the organism in Eukaryota, Metazoa, Chordata, Mammalia, Primates, Indriidae. Bases 218 to 1807 code for a protein of 529 amino acids. The record is from RefSeq and is a predicted model, not a curated record.